AUGGAAAUCUUAAAGUGUAAAGAUGUUAUCUAUGAAAAUGAAGAAAUAAUUAGAUUUUGCUUGAAUCAAAGUUGUUAAAAUACAACUCAAUAUUGUUAUGAAUGUUUAAAUACUACUAAUUCAGAACAUCACAUUGAUUGUAUAAGAUUCUCUAAAAUAAUCUAAUUUAUCAAGGAAUUCGUUCUUAAUUACAAUCAAAAAAAGAUAUAAUUCUAUGAUAUCUCUAAAAAUCUUUAGAAUAUUUCUGAAUGA
Messenger RNA from Paramecium pentaurelia, 252 nucleotides. The record is from the annotation of a GenBank genome assembly. Lineage: Eukaryota; Ciliophora; Oligohymenophorea; Peniculida; Parameciidae.